CGACGCGUCGUCUAUCGCGCUCCUCAACUCUCGGCCUCUGCGUUGCGUUCAGAAUCUGCCGAUACUUGAGGUUAUCUGUGUAUUUGGUUUGUGAGUGAAACAGAGCUGCGAGAAGUGCUUUACUGUUAUAGUGCGGUUGUGUGUAGUGACGAAAGUGGACUUGAACUCGUUAUAUUGUUUACUGCCAGGUGGAGUCUCGCGCUUGCCUCUGAACACUGAGAGCGAGAUCUGAAUGGAGGUAUUGAAAUUCGACAAACCGCUGGCCCCUAAGGCCGGCAAGCCGAUCGCUAUUGGAGAGCUACUCAAGCGGUUACAGGCGGUACAUGGCGAGCUGCAAAGAUUCGAUCAGAGCGCUGUCGAUCUCGCGAGCUUGCAGAAGGUUGCGAAGGAUUUGGUUUCUUCGAAUUUGCUUCGUCAUAAGGAUAAAGGAGUGCGUGCGUAUACGGCGUGCUGUCUUGCUGAUAUUCUCAGGCUGUUUGCGCCUGAUGCGCCGUAUACGAUGACGGAGUUACAGAACAUUUUCGACUUGUUUGUGAAGCAGUUGAAGGAACUGGCAAAUACAGAGUCUCCGUACUUCCAGCAGUACUGCUACCUCUUGGAGAGCUUGUCUCAAGUGAAGAGUAUUGUUCUCGUCGCCGAUCUUAAUAACAGCGAGGAGAUCAUGAAUGAGAUCUUUAGCAACUUUUUCGAUCUUGUCAAACCCGACGGCAUGAAAAACCUCGAGUUUCACAUGGGUGAGAUCCUGGUUCAGCUGGUUGAGGAAGUCCCGACUAUCUCGCAGCACGUUGUUUCGAUGAUUCUUGCCCAGUUCUUACGUCCGCUUGCGACGACCACUCAGCCGUCAAAGAAUUCUAAUGGGUAUUCCGGCAAAGUCCAGACGCAGCUAACACAACUGCCUCCGGCGUACAACAUGGCCAAGACUAUCUGCAUUAAUUGCAGCGAUCGGAUAUCUCGCUACGUGGCGCAGUACUUCAUUGAAGCUACCUAUGAGUUGACGACAAAGUCUUCGUCGCAGGAUAUAACCGAGUCCGAACUCACGGAGCUGAAGAAAGCGCAUAAUCUCCUAGUCGAGAUCUGGAAGGCGUGUCCGGAAGUCUUGCAGUCGACGAUCCCACAGCUGGAACAGGAGAUUCUGACUGAAAGCACACAGAUCAGACUUCUGGCUACGCAGACUGUGGGUCUGAUUGCGGGAGAAGUGCCCGGCAGGGUUAACUUUAUGACCACGCAUGCGUCGUGCUGGGAAGCUUGGCUUGGACGGCAGAACGAUCGCAGUGCGUUGGUUAGGAGCAAGUGGGCGGAAGGGUGCGCAUAUAUCACCGGUAACCGUGCCGAUGCCGUUGAGGGUACCGUGGAAGGCAUAGCCAAGACGUUGAUUGAUAACGAUGAGCGCGUUCGUCUAGCUUCCUGCAAAGCCAUUGGAACUCUUGACUACAAAGUGGUUGUCCGCAAAUUCAAAAACGAGGCAGUCCUAAAUAACCUCGCGGAACGAUCGAGAGAUCGCAAAUACAGCGUUCGAGCAGAGGCGAUCCGUGUUCUGGGUAGUAUUUAUGAUAUGGCAGCAGAAGACAUCGCGGCUCAAGACGUCGAUAUCAUUGCGCAGCUGUCGUGGAUUCCUAAUCGUAUUUUGGAUCUUUUGUACGUCAACCAGACCGAGACGACGGCUCUUAUGGAUUACUGCAUCUUUGAGCAUCUUCUACCCACUGAACUGGAUGAUAAGACUCGCGUGACUCGUAUGCUGAACCUGUUGAAGUACCUCGAUCCCAAGACCAAGAAGGUUUUCCAGGCCUUAGCUACGCGUCAAAAGCAGCUCUCUUCUUUCCUGCAGAACUUCAUCCUGUUUUGCGAAAAAUACAAUGGUGGAGUUCUUGAUGACGAUUCAGAAAAGGAGGAGACAAAGAACAAGAUCGACAAGGGCAUCAAGUUCAUAGCCGACCAACUUCCUGACGCGGCCAAGGCAUCCUCGCAUCUGGAGAAGUUUGUGAAACUGAACGAUCGACGCAUGUAUAAGCUGAUCAGAGACUGUACGAGUCCGGACUCGGAGUAUGCUACGGUGAUUAAGUCCUUGGCGGAGCUGAAGAACAGAAUUAACCAGUCCUCCUCGUCUAUUCUGGAGACGCUGCUUUUGAUUAUGUACCGAGGCAGUCAGCUUUGGUACAAUCGCAGCAAUAUCUCGACGAUCGUAGAGAUUUCAAAGGACGCGGCUAGUUCUCUUAGCUCCGUUGCUCAAGAGACGCUUAAACACAUUUCUGAGCUCACACCGCAGGUACUGAAAGUGCAUAUUCAAGAUCUAGCGCAGGAGAUAUCUGCGAACGAGCCGGGAUUCCAGGGAAGCGUCGAUACACUCAAGGCCUGUGCAGGGUUUGCGAGGAAGUACCCUGAUGAGUUCCCACAGGAUCGUCAGUUUCUUGACGCGCUAGUGAAGUUUGCCACGAAGGGAAGUCCCGGAGAAGCGAAGCACGCGGUCAAGAUUCUUCUCCAGAGUAAGAAGAAGCAUGCCUAUGCGCGCGACUUGCUUGGGUUCUGCACGAAGUUCGACAUUGAGGAUCCGUAUUUCUUGUCGCAGCUGGCGGCACUGGCGGAGUUGGUCAAGGGUGCGUCUGCUAUUGUUGAGACGGAGAUUGACCGGAUCACUUCGUUCCUCAUCAAGAACCUGGUCGUCAAAAACCGCACAAAAGCCACCGAGGAAGAUAAAGAAUGGGUGGAAGAUGAGCAACUGGAAGAUGAAUGCAAGGCCAAGAUUCUUGCGCUGCGGAUCCUGGUUAAUCGUCUACGAGCUGCCGCGACCUCUGACACAGCUGUCGAGAUUGCGCGGCCUGUACUGAAGUUGCUGAACUCCUUGAUCGUCAACGACGGCGAAAUGUCAAAGGACGCCGAUACACCUCUGCAUUUCAAGUCGCGCUUACGAUUAGCCGGAGGCUUAUUCCUACUCAAGCUUGCAAAGUUCCCGGUUUACGACCGAAUGAUCUCGCCAGAGAAUAUCACGACUCUGACCUUGCUGGUGCAAGAUCGCGAUUUCCAGGUGCGGCAGGAGUUUGUGGAUAAGUUGAAGCGGUACCUGGCGCAGGACUUUUUGCCGGAUAAGUAUAUCCCGAUUGUGUUUUUGACGGCGUAUGAGCCAGAUGAGGAGGUUAAGGACGAGCUCGUCAAGUGGCUACGUGCUCGCUUGGUGAAGCAGCAACAACAAAAGAACACGGCGAUAGAGAAAUGCUUUCCUCGCUUGUUGCAUCUUCUAGCGCAUCAUCCAGAUUACGGCAACGAGCCUGCGGACUUGCUUGACAUCGCCCAGUACAUUGUCUUUUACUUGAACGCGACGGUGACCGAGGACAACAUCUCGCUGAUCUUCUACUUUGCGCAACGGGUGAAGCAGGUUCGCGAUGCUGUUUCUCCUGAGAACAGUGAGCGGUUAUACUACCUUUCCGACCUAUCCCAGGCCAUCAUUCGUCAGUUCGAAGACGCACACGGCUGGUCGAUGCAGACGUGGCCCGGCAAAGUGCCGCUUCCGGGCGACCUGUUCAAAGCGAUGCAGUCGUCGACUGAUGCGCAGCGCGUCGCGAGAACAUCGUAUCUCCCCGAAGGAGUUUUAGAGAAAAUACCUGCGAUGGUGAGGGUGCGAGCGCAGAAGCCUAAGCCGGCGGCACCAGCCGUUGCGGUGGGUAAUGUGGAUCCGGAUACAAUUGUAGUUAAGAUUAGCAGCGGCAAGAAGCGCAAAUCCACCGACACGGCUUCCAGAAAGAAGAAAAAGGCUCAAGCCGGCUCGGACGAUGAAUGGGAUGGCCGCUAAUAUAUCUCAUUGCCUGAAUCUUUGCUUUACUACGGGUCUCUUCCAGGUCGAGAAUCUCGAGUGAUUUUGCUUCUUUUGCAGAUUAAAAUUUGAUAUAACUAUGUAUAGCUUGGCAGUGUUUGCGAUGAGUUUUCUCUGGCUUUUUUUUUCCUCGUGUGUAAUAAUUUGAUAGUAUUUGCUUUUAAAUGAGAU
This is a messenger RNA of Myxozyma melibiosi, 3973 nucleotides long. Its product is annotated as armadillo-type protein. Gene Ontology annotation, biological process: mitotic sister chromatid cohesion; DNA repair. The transcript has 8 exons. Gene Ontology annotation, cellular component: nucleus; chromatin. The coding region runs from base 233 to 3781 and encodes 1182 amino acids. NCBI's taxonomy places the organism in Eukaryota, Fungi, Ascomycota, Lipomycetes, Lipomycetales, Lipomycetaceae. The record is from RefSeq and is a predicted model, not a curated record.